Molecule: messenger RNA, 1647 nt
Organism: Hirsutella rhossiliensis
Lineage: Eukaryota; Fungi; Ascomycota; Sordariomycetes; Hypocreales; Ophiocordycipitaceae
Product: reverse transcriptase (RNA-dependent DNA polymerase) domain-containing protein
Exons: 6
Coding region: 1-1647 (548 amino acids)
Biological process (GO): DNA integration
Molecular function (GO): nucleic acid binding
Source: RefSeq, a predicted model, not a curated record
AUGUCACGAGAAGAGCUCGGCUGCCGCGCCGGUGCUGUUCCGCGACCGAUACCCACUGCCCUCAUCGCGGAGACCCUGCAGAAUCUGGCCAAGGCUAAGUGGUUCACCAAGUUGGACGUGGUGGCCGCUUUCCAUAAGAUCCGCAUGGCUCCGGGACAUGAGGGAAAGACUGCAUUUCGCACGAGGUUUGGGCUCUACGAGUGGCUCGUGUGCCCUUUCGGCCUGAGCGGCGCCCCGGCAUCAUUCCAACGAUACAUGAACAGUGUAUUGCGCGAAUGGCUGGACGACUUUGUCACAGCGUACCUGGAUGAUGUACUGAUCUACUCGAGCGCGCGCCAUCCGCGAAUGGGAGGCCCGACCACGGUGAAGGGUGUCAGAAGCUUUCUGGGCUUCGCCAACUAUUACCGGAUCUUCAUCCCCGACUAUGCCAAGAUCACGCAGUCUCUGGAUGCCCUGCUUAAGAAAGGAACUGCCUUUCAUUGGGGACGAGCGGAGAACGAGGCGUUUCAGGAGCUGAAGCGACGAUUUUGCGAGUCACCGGUGCUCAAGCAGUGGGACCCGAGCCUCCCGACCUUUUUGGAGACGGAUUGCUCAGGCUACGCAUUGGGAGGCGUCCUGUCGCAGGAAGGCCCAGAUGGACGUCGACACGCAUGCGCCUUCUUCUCGAAGCGACUUUCGCCAGCGGAGUACAACUAUCCCAUUCACGACAAGGAGAUGCUUGCCAUCAUGAGAUGUCUCGACAACUGGAACGCCGAACUUAGGAGCUGCGGCCCAUUUACAAUCCUUACCGAUCACCGCAACCUGAAGGCAUCCACCCUGCCGAAGAUGAAGGUCUUCGAGGUAGCGGACCUGCAGCAACUCUGGGACGAAACGGUGGCGAAGGACUCGAUAUUCCGGGCAGCCUAUAAGGCAGUCCGCGAUCGCGAGCGUGCCUUCCCGCCCUCGCUGGGCCUGAAGAUCCAGAUUUCAGAAUGUGCGAUCGACGCAGGCAAAAGGCUGACAUUCAGAGACCGUAUUUGGGUGCCGGGUGGAUCCGGAGAGGAGGGUAACCAGGAGGAAGCUGAGAAAGACCAGUUGAGAACCCGCAUUGUGCAGCAGUCGCAUGACUCUGUUGCGACCGGUCAUCCCGGCAGGAAGGUACGCUGGCUAUUGUGGCUCGGCGAUUCUACUGGCCUGGGCAGUCCCAGCUGGUUCGCCGGGGAUUUCAAGCCUCUGCCGAUUCCAGAUCGACCCCGAAGCCAUUUGUCCAUGGACUUCAUCACAGAUCUGCCGCCUACUGGACCGAGCAAGGCAAGGUACCUGUGGGUGAUUGUGGACAGACUGACAAAGGCUGUGACCCUCGAGGUGAUGGACAACAUGGAAGCUGAGCAGUGUGCAAACCGUUUCUCCAGUGUCAUUACCGAUUUCACGGAAUGCCACGGUCCAUCGUCAGCGACCGGGAGCAACUGGCUAAGUAGGUUCUGGAAGAGGUUCUGCCGUCUUGCAGGUGUCACGCAGAAAUUGAGCACGGCCUAUCAUCCUCAGACGGACGGAGGGCCAGAGAGAAUGAACCAGGAGAUCGAGGCCUACCUGAGAGCCUACGUGUCGUACGUGCAGGACGACUGGGGAGAACUGCUCUGCCGCGCAGCUGGCACUCAACAAUCGUGA